UUGGUUAGCGGGCGAAGGAAAUGAAUAAGAACUCCUAAAUGAGCUACCUUUCUCAGCGCACCUGUGGAUAAUAUAGAAGUGAGUCGAAGCGCCACCGAAACCCGGAGGCGGCGUUCUCUCUUAUGGUGGCUGUGGUUGGUUUGAAUUUUCUCAAAUUGGAUAUCCGUUACUUUUCUGUAUUUUAGUAUUUCUUACACUGAUUUGAUGGCAUUUUGAGAUCGAAACUAGGGCGUAGGAAGUACCCAAUCUGUUAUUUUCUCUGUAUCGUCGUCCACGGGCGGUUCUGGGGUCGUUGAUGGUGGAUCUGGGGCUAUCCCCUCGAUGAUAUUCUGCAGAUCUCUCUCUGCUUGGAUCGGCCAGGUCUUCUCCUGCAUGGGAAGCUGUCUUGGAUGCUAUAGUAGACCAACUCCAAUAACAGCAGUGGAUGAGCCGUCAAAGGGUCUAAGAAUUCAAGGUCAGCCUGUGAGAAAACCAAGUGUAUCAGACGACUUCUGGAGUACAAGCACAUAUGAAAUGGAGAUUAGUGGAGCUCAUUCUCAGAGAAGCAUCUCUUCAAUUAGUGCAUCAACCCAACCACUCGAUCCGCAAAGUGGAGCAGGGAGCUCAACCAAUCCUCCUGAGUUUGUGAAUCAUGGCCUUAUUUUAUGGAAUCAAACAAGACAGCAGUGGAUUGGGAAUAAAAAAACAGACAAAAAAACGGAGGAGGUUAUUGAUCCAAGGUUAAGUUGGAAUGCAACAUAUGACAGUUUGCUGGGGACAAACAAGCCCUUUCCACAGACUAUCUCGCUCCCUGAGAUGGUGGAUUUUCUGGUGGAUGUAUGGGAACAGGAGGGAUUGUAUGACUAGAUUGCUGAUCAGUUCACUAAUUCUCUUUGGGAUUAAUGAAACUAUGGAGCCGUUUAUCAGUACAUGUGGGUUUUCUUACCUUCUUUUUCUUUAAAUAGUAUCCUCUCACAAAAUAGUGGGGGGAAAUAGUACACUGCGUAUUGUGUAAGGCUUCUGAGGCCCAUUGUUGUUAUAUUUAUUGAAGG
This is a messenger RNA of Phalaenopsis equestris, 1031 nucleotides long. RefSeq lists its product as uncharacterized. The coding region runs from base 322 to 846 and encodes 174 amino acids. The transcript is spliced from 6 exons. Lineage: Eukaryota; Viridiplantae; Streptophyta; Magnoliopsida; Asparagales; Orchidaceae. The record is from RefSeq and is a predicted model, not a curated record.